This is a messenger RNA of Dinoponera quadriceps, 514 nucleotides long. It is a transcript of the gene lin-52, whose product is annotated as protein lin-52 homolog. Gene Ontology annotation, biological process: regulation of DNA-templated transcription. NCBI's taxonomy places the organism in Eukaryota, Metazoa, Arthropoda, Insecta, Hymenoptera, Formicidae. The transcript is spliced from 4 exons. Bases 59 to 412 code for a protein of 117 amino acids. The record is from RefSeq and is a predicted model, not a curated record. Gene Ontology annotation, cellular component: DRM complex.
CGGUCGACGUUCUUCCAGAAGGAUAGUUUGAGAAUAGCUGUUCGUUGAUACCAACGUUAUGGCUGCCGAUGAAACAACGGAUCAACCUGAUCUGUCCUGUGUAGAGGAGAACUUGAUGAGCCUAGAGAAAUUGGACAGAGCAUCGCCUGACUUAUGGCCUGAACAAACAAGCAAUGAAGUUCCAGGUGUGCACGAGUUUGUCGCUCAAAAUUCGCCGCAGACAGAGCCGUGUUCCUGGACAGCGAGUCUCACGAAUGACGACAUGAAUCACUUGCAUCAACUGGGUAAUUUAUCAAUGACCGGGCUUAUCUCGGAAGUGAAAAGACUGCACGAUUUAGCUUAUCAGCUGGGUCUAGAAGAGGCUAAGGAAAUGACGCGCGGCAAAUAUUUGAAUAUAUUUAAACAUAAAUAAUACAUUAUCUCUGAGAAAAUUCACCGAAAAGUAAAAGAAAAUAGAAAAACGUGAAGAUGCAAUAUGCCGAUCGUUCGAUACUGGGGUCUCUUUGAUGAAACU